AUGAUAAACAUGUUUCCUAUGAGAAAGCACAGAACGUUGGUAGCUCUAUUCCUUGGACUGAUAGUGACCUGGUCGUUAGUUAGCACACUAAGAGAACACAAACCGGCGACGUUGAGUCUAUCAGAUUUAAAGCCAGUAAACAAUGGACACAGUGACAACAAGGCCCAUGUGACUAAGCUGGUGUCCAGUCCAGAACACAGUGGCAGCCUGGAGAACCCAGAUCAGGGGAUGGCCCCCAAAUUAAGUGAUAUAUCUAAGUCAGAUACAAGCAUCAAGUCCAAAACAAGCAAGCCAAAAAGCAUAGGAGAAAAAGCUUUAAAGGAACCCCAGGAUUAUAGUAAAGACUCAGAACAAUUCGUCGGAGUACCAUCUGCACCAGCACCAGCUCAAGUUGCACCAGCCCAAGUUCAAGGUGACCAAAUUCUUCACCAUCCACUCGAUGAUAUUUAUGCUGGUAUAAGUAUCAAUCCAGUGAGAGCGGUUCCAACACCGUCCGUAGCUGAGCGACAGUUGCAUAACAAAUACCAGGCAGUCCGCGAUCAUUUGAUGGAGUUAGAAAAUCUGACAAUUCACAAUACUUUUCACGUCCCACAGUCACAACGUGUGAAGAAUAGAAUUGAACCCUGUGAAGAGCAGAUUCUUAUCUUGUCUGCAUGUGAUGGAAUACGCGCUACCGAUGAAGAUCCUGAGUUUAUGUCUUUGAUUCUUCAGAACAGAAUAGACUACGCUAAUUUGCAUAAUUACUCGCAUUAUUUCGUGGACACGAGCAAGUUUCAAACGGGCGACAAGGCCAAAUUACAUCCUGUGUGGUUCAAGAUUGCCGCGAUCCGUGAGGCCUUUGAGAUGAAUCCCGCUGCACAAUGGGUUUGGUGGCUCGAUAUGGACGGCCUAAUCAUGAAUCCAAAGAUAGACUUGGCGCAGCAUCUACUUCAUCCUCAUGUGCUUGAACAGAGACUAACCUAUGAUCGACCUAUAAAUGAUGUGGGGGGAAUGUUUACUGGUCUGGUUUAUAAGUCCAGGGGCCAGGUGAGAGCAGCUGAUAUUGAUUUUGUGUUUUCUCAAGACUCGCUUGGUGUUAACGCGGGCUCGUUUUUCAUUCGGCGAUCAAAGUUUUCAUCCUUUGUCUUGGAUAUCUGGGACUCUCCUCAAAUGAUAGAUCUAAACUUCUCUCAACGGGAGCAAGAUGUGUUCAACUUUCUACUCACCAAGUACAGGGAGGUCUACGACCAUACUGGCUUAGUACCGCAACGUCUAUUUAAUUCAUAUCAUUCUACAAAUACAAAAUCUUACGGCAGAUAUUGGCCGGGGGAUUUGGUUGUUCACUUUGCUGGUAAAAGUAGGACAUAUGAGUAUCGUGAAUUAUGGAACUCGUACUGGGAUGUCAGUGGUACAUUGAACCCACCUAUUUACAACUCUGAGUCUGAGUAA
This is a messenger RNA of Sugiyamaella lignohabitans, 1428 nucleotides long. RefSeq names its product Mnn10p (gene MNN10). Gene Ontology annotation, cellular component: Golgi membrane. Gene Ontology annotation, molecular function: glycosyltransferase activity. The coding region runs from base 1 to 1428 and encodes 475 amino acids. The record is from RefSeq and is a predicted model, not a curated record. The transcript has a single exon. NCBI's taxonomy places the organism in Eukaryota, Fungi, Ascomycota, Dipodascomycetes, Dipodascales, Trichomonascaceae. Gene Ontology annotation, biological process: protein N-linked glycosylation.